UCAACAUUUCAACGUCACAAAGCAGGUGUAGAUUUAAAAAAAGGUGUAGACAUGUUCGAAUUUUUUAAAAAACUUAGACGAUUUGAUGCCUACCCUAAAACACUAGAAGAUGUUAGAAUACAGACAUAUGGGGGCGGAACUAUUACUAUUAUUAGUUUUAUCAUUAUGGGUUUACUGUUUUGGACUGAAUUAGUCAACUAUCUCACAGCAAAUGUUACAGAAGAACUUUUUGUCGAUACAUCAAGGAGUCCAAACAUUCAAAUUAAUUUGGAUUUUACAAUUCCAAAGAUUUCUUGUGAUUUUUUAGCUUUAGAUGCAAUGGACUCCUCGGGUGAACAGCAUCUUCAAAUAGAUCACAAUAUUUACAAGAGGAGGUUAGAUCUUCAAGGUAAACCUAUCGAGGACCCAAAAAAAGAGGAUAUUACUAUUAAAAGCAAGAAUGACACGGAUGUUGCCGUUCAAAACAAAACGGAGUGCGGCAGUUGUUACGGUGCUGCACUCGACCCCAGUAAAUGUUGCAAUACGUGCGACGACGUAAGAGAAGCUUACAGGGAACGAAGGUGGGCACUGGAGAAUUUAGAAAAUAUAUCUCAGUGCCAGGAAGAAAAAAUCAGCGAGAAGCUGAAAACGGCUUUCACGCAAGGUUGCCAGAUAUACGGUAGCCUAAUAGUUAACAGAGUUAGCGGUAGUUUCCACAUAGCCCCCGGGAAAAGCUUUAGUGUUAGCCACGUACAUGUGCACGAUGUACAACCGUUUUCUUCCGGCGAGUUUAAUACGACGCACACAAUCCGGCACUUAUCAUUUGGGACUAGCAUCGACAGUCGGACUCACAAUCCGUUGAAGGAUACUGUAGGCCUUGCGACAGAGGGUUCAACCAUGUUCCAAUACUAUUUGAAAAUAGUGCCAACCACAUAUGUGAAGAAAGAUGGAACUAUUAUAAACUCGAAUCAGUUUUCAGUAACGAAGCAUCAAAAAACAGUGUCGAUGUUGAGUGGAGAAUCGGGGAUGCCUGGUAUAUUUUUCCAAUACGAAUUGUCUCCGUUGAUGGUGAAAUAUGCAGAAAGUGAGAGAUCUAUUGGACAUUUCCUUACAAACGUGUGUGCUAUUAUCGGUGGAGUGUACACUGUCGCUGGACUUCUCGACACCUUCCUGUAUCACUCGGUGAAGUUGAUACAGAAAAAAAUUGAAUUAGGCAAAUUAAAUUAGUUUUAUAUUUUGUACAGAAUAAAAUAAUUUAUUUAAGUA
Molecule: messenger RNA, 1245 nt
Organism: Anoplophora glabripennis (Asian longhorned beetle)
Lineage: Eukaryota; Metazoa; Arthropoda; Insecta; Coleoptera; Cerambycidae
Product: endoplasmic reticulum-Golgi intermediate compartment protein 3
Exons: 5
Coding region: 52-1206 (384 amino acids)
Biological process (GO): endoplasmic reticulum to Golgi vesicle-mediated transport; retrograde vesicle-mediated transport, Golgi to endoplasmic reticulum
Cellular component (GO): endoplasmic reticulum membrane; Golgi membrane; COPII-coated ER to Golgi transport vesicle
Source: RefSeq, a predicted model, not a curated record